GUUUUAUUAUUGUAAUCCAAUAAGGACUUUCCUUUAGCACUGUCACUAACCCUAACCCUAACUUUAUUUAUUAUAAGUAUUUAUUAUUUAUAAUGUUCUUUAUACGUGACAGUGCCAAAGGAAAGUCCUACCUUCAAUAAUUUAUAAGGAAACUGAUACUAAAAGUGUAAAUAUAAGAUGCACACAAUGAUGUAUGAAUGACAGCCAGUACUGGCAGUAGCAGUCUUCACCAUGAUGUCAGCUCAGUCCAAUAUUCCACAGUGGGAGGAUUUUGUUAAAGCUGAUCUUUUAACCAGUGGCCUGAUCAGUGGCGUCAGUCUUAUUACAGACCAAGGUGUUCCAGUCUAUUCACACGGAGAUCUCAGUCACUUGCAGAAGAACGAUCUCCAACAGUUUUCAACAGUAUUCAAAUCAGCCUCCCAGGAAAAGGAAGAUGCAUUACUCUUAAAAGGGUUUACAGUCACUUGGAGAGAUGGAACACAGACACACAUGAAGAUAUAUGAAAAGACACACUGCAGCAUCUAUGCAACAGGACCAGGCAACUGUGAUGGUCUGACUGUGAGCAAUCUACCUUAUGGAAUUCUCAUCUGUACAUUCCACCACCCUGUGCAGCAAGGACAAGCCAUUCAGCUUGUUGAAUGUUUCUCCAAUAAGUUACGUGCAUAAUUCACAAGGAUAGUCGAUUUGAAAGCCCACACAUCUGAAUAUUGCAAGAUAGACAGUCUACAAUUAGAAGUACUGCUGUAAGAUGCAUAUUACAGGACCUCAGAGAACAGACCAGUACAGAUCUGGAUUAUCCUGAGAGAUUCGAGCCCAAGCUGCUCAAAUCGGUGAGAAGCAGGACUUAACAUUUACAGUGUACCCCAAAAUGACGUACAAGAAGCUGUAUGUUUAACGAGUUUUGAUAUGAUUGCGACUCCUAUUAAUUGUAAUUAAAACAUACUGUUACAUUA
Messenger RNA from Gigantopelta aegis, 953 nucleotides. RefSeq lists its product as uncharacterized. The record is from RefSeq and is a predicted model, not a curated record. Bases 232 to 666 code for a protein of 144 amino acids. Gene Ontology annotation, molecular function: actin binding. The transcript is spliced from 5 exons. NCBI's taxonomy places the organism in Eukaryota, Metazoa, Mollusca, Gastropoda, Neomphalida, Peltospiridae.